This is a messenger RNA of Penicillium maclennaniae, 1365 nucleotides long. Its product is annotated as DUF2841 domain-containing protein. Bases 1 to 1365 code for a protein of 454 amino acids. The record is from RefSeq and is a predicted model, not a curated record. NCBI's taxonomy places the organism in Eukaryota, Fungi, Ascomycota, Eurotiomycetes, Eurotiales, Aspergillaceae. The transcript is spliced from 5 exons.
AUGGAGAUGAGUCGUCCUCUCCUCGGCUCGAGUGAGGGACUCGAACGAAGACAUUCCGAGACCUCGGUGCCCCCGGCCAGCAUGGGGACCCCGAGUCAAACCCCCGAUAUUCAGCACUCCCACUUCGUCAUCAUGUACAUCGACGCCGAUGGAAAGCUUCAGAUCCGCACGUCCGAUUCAAUUGCGGGCUGUGGCGGCGCUAUCUUCACACCCGAAGUGACGGACCGUUUUAUGGAACUGACGGCCCCGAACCCUCAAUCGAACAUGCAAUUUGCUCAAUCUAGCCAGACGUCUUCACCAUGGGCCGUUCAGCAAUCACCGGAAUGGUUCAGCACCGGCCAAACUCGACCAGCUGAAAUGAUUCCGUGCGAAUGGCAAUCCAACCAAAGUCGACGGAAACGACGUGACAUGAAGCGGACAGGAAUGACCCGUCCGGUCCCAAAAGCCGCCUCGCCUCCUCCCAGUCCGCCGCCAGGACGAACGAUUCUUCGAGUCGGUAACCAGGAUCUGUUAAGACGAUACUACGAAAAGGCCUUUGAGGAUUUCCAACAGCUGAACUGUCGCGCCAUUGCCAAGUCGUACAUCAAGCUUGUGGAGCCUCGGAAACAGGUGCAUUUCCCAUAUAAUGGACGAAAGGUGAUUGCCGGCGUAUCGCAACGGGUUGAUCCCGAGAUGACCAAACCUGGAUGGUGGCCUGCCGGUGUCUUGCAUCGAGAACCGGAUCAUCUUCUGAAGCGAGAUCGACUGCGCCUGCUCGUUCACAUCUUGUGCGAAAUGAAAGACAGCCACGGCGUGACAGCAGACAAAUUGCGUGAAGCCGGCCAGGACGUGCGGCGUCAGAUCAGCCCACCCAACCGACUACAGGUCCUCGACGAGAUUUAUUUUGUGCGUUCAAUGGAAGAGCGAUUCAUCAACGGGGAGAUCGACGGGAACACAUUGAUUCAAGUGACCCAAACCCAUCUUCCCGACGUGGUCUAUCGAGAAGAAGAGCUGUCUUCCCGAGUCCACGCAGCACCCACAUUUUCUCUAGAUGACGAGGACGACAACGACCAUUUCUCCGGUCAAGGUUCCCAGCUCGAUGAAGUCGACUCAUUCCCUCUCGGCAACCAAAUGCCCCCUUCCCCUUCCCCCUCUUCAAGCCAAUCCAGCGGACCACACAGCCCGACCGCUAGUUUCAGCUCAUACCCAAUGAGUAUGGCACCACAAAUGAUGCCGCAGGAGUCCCCCACGGCUCGCAAAUCCAUGGCCGCCGAUCAGGGUUACAUGCCCGGCUACUACGGUCAGCAGUUCAUGCCUACUGAAAAACCUCCUGGCUACUGGUCUGGCAUAUCUCAUGUACCACACCUGCCACAUUUCGGAUAUUAA